Periconia digitata is the source of this 1606-nucleotide messenger RNA. Lineage: Eukaryota; Fungi; Ascomycota; Dothideomycetes; Pleosporales; Periconiaceae. The record is from the annotation of a GenBank genome assembly.
UCCUCCUCCCUUGCGCAAUGCUCAAGUCUCCCAUGAUAUUGCGAUAUUCAUAUUCCAUCCCCUGUUAAGUGCACCCGCUAGUGAGAACAUGUCCGAUACCGAGAAAAAGACGGAAGAUGGGCCACAAAUGUUGGAGGAGUUGCGGCAUACAUCUACGAUCGACACGGUACAUCAAGAUGAGGCUCUGAAGGUCAUGCAGAAUUACGAUGGUGAUCGUGAAUGGACCCCCCAAGAAGAGAAGCGACUCACGCGAAGAAUUGAUCGAAAACUCAUUUCUCUUCUCACCAUUACAUACGGUCUUCAGUAUUAUGACAAAGCUAUGCUUAGUCAAGCAGCACUUUUUGGACUGCGCGAAGAUCUUGAGCUGAAUGUGGGCAACCGAUACUCAUUCUCCGCUAGUAUAUUCUACUUGGGCUUCAUUGUCGGAUCAUAUCCUGCUGUGCUUAUGGCUCAGCGCUGGCCCAUCGAACGAGUGGCAGCCUGUAUCGUCGCUAUAUGGGGGGUGUGCUUGAUGUGCUCAGCUGCGUGUCACAAUUGGCAAGGUUUCUAUGCACAACGCUUCUUUCUUGGCUUCUUAGAGUCAGGCAUAAGCCCUAUGUUCAUGCUCGUUGUGGGUGGCUGGUACAAGAAGCGUGAGCAGGCACUCCGAAUGGGUAUCUGGUAUUCUGCCACCGGAUAUGUGUCUGCGAUUGCCCCCUUGAUAAACUAUGGCCUAGGUCACAUCUCUGGCGGCGGCCUCAACAGCUGGCAGUACAUGUAUCUGGUCGCUGGCAUCAUUACAAUUCUAUGGGCGCUGGUCAUAUUGUUCUUCAUGCCUCCGGAUCCCAUCCGAGCAAAAGGGUUCAAUAGCCGUGAACGUUACAUCGCUGUUGCUCGGAUGCGAGAAAACAACUCCGGUGUCCGCAAUACCCACUUCAAGGCGGAACAGGUUUGGGAGUCGUUGUUCGACAUCAAGUUCUGGCUUAUAUUUGCGACGGCUUUCUUGAUGAUGAUUGCAAACGGACCAGUAUCCUCCUUCAUCCCCAUCAUCAUCUCCGGGUUUGGUUUCAAUCGCCUCAAUUCCCUGCUCCUCACUCUCCCUGCCGGAGUUGUCAUAGGGUCGAUCGAACUAGCCGCGCCGUAUCUUGCCUUUCGCAUACCAAACAUAAGGACUUGGGUUGUUGCGGUCUGUCAGCUUGGGACAAUUACUGCUUCUAUCUUGCUUUGGCAACUUCCACGGGAGUCAAAAGGCGGCUUAUUAUUCGGAUGCUACAUUCUCGCUUCAUUCGGUGGCGGCUAUGCUGUUCUGAUGGGUCUUCAAAUUGCGAACACCGCGGGCUAUACCAAGCGAUCAGUGACCUCUUCAGGGAUAUUUGUAGGCUAUUGUUUGGGCAACUUCGUCGGCCCACUUCUGUUCAAGCCCGAGGAUGCCCCUGUUUACGCCCCAGGGUUCAUUGCAGUGCUGAUCACCGCGAUCAUCGCGGCGCUGCUUUCAGUUGUAUACCGCUAUGUGUGCAUCUGGGACAACCGCAAACGUGAUCGAACUGGCACUAUGGAGGGUUUUGAGAAUGCCUACGACGACGAUCUUACGGACAGAAAGAAUCCACAAUUCCGGUAUACCUUGUAA